UUCUUUACAUGGCUUCGCUCAUCAUGCCUCAUUCCCCUCACUUAGUCAAUCAUUAGCCGCAGCCAAACCCAAUUACGCAAUAACCAAAUACCAAAUCUCAGUUCGUUUUUUCUUCUUAUCUCUCCCUCCAUUUCUCUAUAACUCUUAUCUUUAUCUACAUCCACGUCUACAUUCUUGUUCCUGAUUUGAGUUCUUCACGAGGAGUCACAUAUGAGAAUAUUACAAGUUAUAGUCUCUAUAAAUACUUCAUUUUGAUGGAUUGGAUUAGGCAGAGUUCCUUUAUACUAAGCAAAAGCUCUUGAUGUUGCUCGUUAUUGAGUCAAAUGAAAAUUGUGAAGCACUUGUAUGGCCACACCAGAGAAGCAACUGCAGCCGAUUUUUAAAUUGUCAAAAUGUGAAUUUUUGUUUCUUUUGAGGAGAAAAAAGUAUGGGUGGUGAAAGAAAGUGACGUUUUCAGAAGACAUGGACAGCAUAUGUUACUCUUCCAAUGCUUUUAAACACAAUUGAAACUAGGCAGGAUUGCUUGUUAUUUCAUGGUGUCAAUACCUAUGUUUUUUCUUAUCUGAUUAUUGAUUAAGCUUGGGCUUCAUCUAUCACCAUGAGUCACCAAAGUAUUGUUUCCAUGACGCAAGGAGAGCCUUCCAAAGAGGUUUCAAGCUCAGAUUGCAUUCCCCUAUCUCCAGUCCAUGAUUUUGUAAGUAGUGGAUCAGAAGGCCAGAGUUUAUUGGCUGGUGAAUGUUCAUCUUCACUCUCAUCGCCGUUCAUAAGGACAGAGUCUCUUGGUUCUCCUAAUCUUAUUAUGCGAGCAUCUUCUAUACAUCCUCUAAAGUACAGUUUUGGAUCUAGUUCUAGUACUCCUAUGUCUCCUGGUUCUCAUGUUCAGCAUCCUAAGAAUUCAUUUUCACGGUCUUCUGUCUUCUGCACUAGUUUAUACCAGUCUUCGAUGAGCUCAGAAGCACACCGGCACCUUGGGAAUUUGCCUUUUCUUCCACCUCCAACAUGUAACCAAUCGAUUUCUGCUGUUGAAUCAACAAGUUCUCCACUGCUUUUCAGUGGAGAUUUAAGCAAUCAAUUUGAAGAGGAGCAAUCAGAAUCAGAAGCUCUCAUGAAAGACUUUCUUAAUUUAUCUGGGGAUGCAUCUCAUAGUAGCUUUCAUGGUCUAAGCUGUGCAAGUGACAGUCUAGCAUUCACUGAUAACUUGGAGUUGCAAUAUUUGACCGAUGAACUUGACUUUGGUAUCUCUGACCAUGGAGAAACUCCCAGAGUUGAUGAAAUAUAUGAAACUUCACCAAAACCUUCCAUAGGAUUGAUGUCUGAUGAAAGUUAUCGUUCAACAGCACCACCUGUCGAUGCCCUUCUAAACCUCCCAUCUCCUGGACCUGCUGCUCUACAUAAACCUCGAAUGCGAUGGACGCCUGAACUCCAUGAGCUAUUUGUAGAGGCUGUUAACAAGCUUGAUGGAGCUGAAAAGGCUACUCCAAAGGGUGUAUUAAAGGUUAUGAAUGUUGAAGGUUUAACAAUUUAUCAUGUUAAAAGUCACUUACAGAAAUACCGACUUGCCAAGUAUAUGCCAGAGAAAAAGGAAGAGAAGAAGGAUUCUGGCCUUGAAGAAAAGAAAACAGCAUUUAGUAACGAAACUGAUGGGAGGAGAAAAGGGAGUGUUCAAAUCACCGAGGCUCUUCGAAUGCAAAUGGAAGUUCAGAAACAAUUACAUGAGCAGCUUGAGGUCCAAAGGGCUCUUCAAUUGCGCAUAGAGGAGCAUGCGAGAUACUUGCAAAAGAUCUUAGAGGUACAGCAGAAAGCUGGGAGUGCUUUGGUUUCUUCUCAAGCUUUGUCGUCCCUGACCAGUCCCAGUUGUGAAGAGUCUCACCAAGAGCCUUCACCUUCUGCUGUUGGAUCAUCCCCGCAACGAGUAGAGUCUAAAACCGACUCUGCAUCGUCCUCUCCACCAUUGAAGAAGCUCAAACCUACCGAAAGUAGUGAUGAUUGUGAUCCUAAGCAAAGCAACAAACGAAUCCGUCUUGAUGAGAAGGCAGAAUUUGCAGGUGAUGAUGAGGUUGUUGUUGAAAAUUCUCAUGAAUGAUUAAACAUUCAGCAUUCAAUUGUAAGUUAUGUGAGAUUUUGUAAAUCAUUUAGUUAGCCAACUUUGUAAUAUUGGGAUUUAGUUUUGGUAUUGAGUUGUAUUUAUUUUUUUAUCUUAAGCAAUUUGUUUGAUAGAGAUGAAAAACAACAUAUCCUUUUAAUUCAGUCGUCACUGUGUAGUAGUCUCAUCUUUCUUUCCAAACAUCAUCUGUUCAUGCAUUGUAAAGUUUUAUUUGCAUUGUGCUUUUUACUGUUCAAUGUAGUAUACUAUAUUAGAUGGUUUUUAAUUAA
Humulus lupulus (European hop) is the source of this 2373-nucleotide messenger RNA. RefSeq names its product myb family transcription factor PHL6. Gene Ontology annotation, molecular function: DNA-binding transcription factor activity; DNA binding. The transcript is spliced from 7 exons. Lineage: Eukaryota; Viridiplantae; Streptophyta; Magnoliopsida; Rosales; Cannabaceae. Bases 599 to 2083 code for a protein of 494 amino acids. The record is from RefSeq and is a predicted model, not a curated record.